This is a messenger RNA of Patiria miniata (bat star), 5909 nucleotides long. RefSeq names its product LON peptidase N-terminal domain and RING finger protein 3-like. The record is from RefSeq and is a predicted model, not a curated record. Gene Ontology annotation, molecular function: metal ion binding; protein binding. Lineage: Eukaryota; Metazoa; Echinodermata; Asteroidea; Valvatida; Asterinidae. The transcript has 14 exons. The coding region runs from base 407 to 3079 and encodes 890 amino acids.
AUAAGGUCAAAGUUCAAAUCUUAGGUAAUACACGUCUGUCGUCGAACGGCCUUCUAUACACAAAGCGUUACUGUAGAUUAUGUAUUCUAGGUUCGCAAGCUAUACGUAAGUCAAGUUUUCAGCGUUAUCACAGUUUAUGUAAAAAGAGCCAGAGAAGUUAUGAAGUUACUGUCGCUCAAGCGAAGACAUCCCUCAAACGGACGGAGAUCUCCGAGUCUGACGCCUCUGCUGGCUCCGCAAACCACGGUUGGUGCUCAGCGCUGUGCGUGGUUGAGUACGUGCAGAUUCACACGUAACGUCGGGACCAGUAAACACUUGCCAAAAUGUUCGGCGCGGACGAGAUAAACUUGUAUUUCCUCUCAGCUAGCAUUGACUUCAGAUAAAACUUGAAAAAUAGCAUCAAGCCAUGGAUCUUGCCAAGCAAGCCUUUGGUUGCAAUAAUAACGAACAAGCGACAGAGAUUUUCGACCACCUUCUACACAUGCACGGACCCAACAUGGACUGGCUGAUCGGGCGGGGGGACACGUACGCCCGACGGGGCAAUAUGAACGAGGCCCUGGGGGACUACAUGCACGCCUUCCGGCUGGGCGAAGUGGCCCCGGAACGGCUCAGGGAACUCGUGAACGCCCUCGUGGCGUCGGUCGCAAAGAAGGGCGACUUGGCGGAGUCGAUACAAAAGUUCCGUCGAAAACUCAAAGGGCAGCCUUCGGACCUGUUUUCCUGCCCGGCCUGCGAGGCCUUACUCUACGAGCCCACCACACUCCCCUGCGGACACACGACUUGUCGGGACUGCUUACUGCACGCCGCGGAGUCCAGAACGUGUGCCAAGUGUAAAGUCAAACACCCCCGCCCGCCGGCGGGCGGGCCGCGGGUGAACUUCAAGCUGGUGGAACUUCUGGAGAAAUAUUUCCCCGAGGAGAUGAAAGCGCGACAGUUGCGGGCGGAAGGGAACAAGUUUUAUGCCAAAGGAAAAUUACAGGAGGCUGUGAAAAAAUAUACCGAAGCAACCAAAUUAGUACCCCACGACCACUAUGUGCUGAGCAACAGGUCUCACGUGAACAUGGGACUAAAGCAAUACGAGGAAGCACUUGAAGAUGCGGAAGCAGUGUGUGAACUCAGGCCCGAUUGGUCCAAGGGUUAUUAUCGGAAAGGCAUGGCUUUGACUGGCCUCCAACAGCAAGAGGAGGCCAUGGUGGCGUUUCUGCAGAGCUUGGCCCUCGACCCCUUCUCCACGUCAUCCAGAAAAUGCCUCGAAGAGGUCCUGCACGAUCUUCUCUCUCCCGUCCAGCCUGCAACCAUCAAGUGCCUAGAGCUGCAGCGAGGGUUCCCCAGGCCCCUUAGGCCCGGGGCGGCCUCAGCAGCGGCGGCGGGGUCAGGCGGGAUGUUUGCCAGGGGGAUCUCAGACUUGGCAGAGGAGGUGGCGCUGGGACUCAAAGCCGUCAACCAGCUGUUGGCGGACAAGGAUGCCGAGGAAAAUGAAGAAACCUCUUCAGAUGGCGAGAAUAAGGAAGGUGCAGAAACGGCCUCCAAGUCAGACAAGGAAGUCAAACGGUCAUCCGAGGACGCGCCCACAGCCUCAGCCAAGGCCACGCCCACUUUGGAAGCCGGGACCACAAAAGUUUCCACACCUACAUCAGAGGCCACGUCUACAUCAGAAGCCAGGCCCACAUCAGAAGCCUCGCCCACAUUGGAAACAACGACCACAGCCAAGCCCCCUUCAGCAUCAGAAACCACGUCCACACCUGGAUCUACGCCAGCAUCAGAGGACACGCCCACACUGGGAACAUCAGAAGCCACACCCACAUUGGAAGCAGUGACACGAGCUGGAUCCAACCCACCUUCGGAAGCCACGCCCACUUCUGAAUCUGCACCCACAUCAGAGGCUGAGCCUGCAUCAGAAACCACACCCACAAUGAAAGCUGCGCCCACACCAAGGGCCACGCCCGCUCCCGAAUCCCCGCCCCCUAGGAAAGCACAAGCAACGGAGUGCUUGCGGAGUCGAGGAGAAAUGUCGACUUCGGAGUUCCUGACGAUGCGCAAACGCAAGCGCUGCAUGUCAAGCAGCAGCGAUGCCAUCCUUAGUCCCACCAGAAGAGUAGAAUUCAAGUUUGCCCGUGUGGACUUGAUAAGGAAAGCACGGACAGUCCCUAGGGAAAAAGUGGACAAGGAGGACUAUGAGUGCAGUCUAUGUUAUAGGUUAUUUUUGGAGCCGUUGACGACACCCUGCGGCCACACCUUCUGCAAACUGUGCCUGAACCGGUCUCUAGACUACAACAACUCAUGCCCGCUGUGCAAGGACUCGCUGGCAGAGUAUCUGGCUCAGCGCAACAACUCAGUCUCGGAGGUGGUGCUGUUCCUCCUGCAGGAGUACCUGGGGGAGGAGUACCGGGAGAGGGAAGAGCAGCACAAAAGGGAGAUGGAGGCAAUGGCAAGGUUUGUGCAAGACCAGUCGCAGUGCGAAGUGCCAAUCUUCGUCUGCACCUUGGCGUUUCCCACAAUCCCCUGCCCGCUGCACAUCUUCGAGCCUCGCUACCGGCUGAUGGUUCGGCAGACGAUGGAUUCAGGGGCCCGGCAGUUCGGCAUGUGCUUACCGGACGACACCAACCAAGGGCAUGAGGACAUCGGCUGCAUGUUGGAGAUCCAGCAGGUGGAGAAUCUACCCGACGGCCGGUCGGUCAUCAAGACCGUCGGGGGUCGCCGCUUCAAGGUCCUGUCCAGGGGAAUGCGGGACGGCUACAACACGAGCAUGGUGGAGUUCAUCAAAGAUGUGGAAGUGACAGGUGAUGACAUUGCUGUAGUCCGAGCGCUGGAGACGGAGGUUUAUCAGCAGGCCCAGACCUGGUUCAACUCACUGCCGAUCAUGCACCAGACCCGUAUCAUAGCCCACUUUGGCCCCACACCGGCAAGAGAAGAAGACCCUCUGGCCUGCCCCCAGGGCCCGUCCUGGACCUGGUGGCUGCUCGCCAUCCUCCCAUUCAACAAGCGUAUUCAGCUGGGCAUCCUGGCCAUGCCAAGCCUGAAGGACCGCCUCAACGCCCUGCAGCGGUGCCUCGCCCGCAUAUCCGGCUACCAGUUCUGACUAAAAGGAGGCAGCGGCGUAGAAUGGUCUCGACUUGAAGAUAGCGUCUCUGUUGCUUGGAGAUGAAACUAUGAUCAGAUAUUUCGAGUUUGCGUUUAGGAGUACUCUUAUUAUUCAUCCCGGAUAAGUUGCUGAAGGGGUGAAGUGCCGUGGUCCAGUGGUGAUGGAGUUCAACUCAUCAUCAUCAUCAAGUCGACUCUCGUCGGACUGCAACAAAAGCAUACCACACAUCACGGUCUCCCAUGGCCGUCCUGAUCUCGGCUGCGGAGGCAAGUCCAGUAUCACGACGCGGCUGGUCCACGUAGGUUAGCGUCUGCCCACCUCGAGAGGCUACUCCAUGAGUGGGUUCCCAUAAGAUGAGUUGGCUUGCAGCUAUCUCUGGAUGCCGAACGCAGUGACCAGCCAAUCGCAGGCGCCUAAGUCUGAUAGUUGCAGAGAUCCUUGGCAGGUUGCCAUAGAGCACCUCAUUCCUGACUUUGUCUCUCCAACUCACGUCUAGAGCCAUCCUAAGCAUGCGAGUGUAGCAGCCAUCAAGUCGAGGCUCUUGCUUUGUAGUAAGGGUUCAUGCCUCAGAGCUGGAGUUCAACUCAUGUGCCAUGGAACAUGGGUUCAAAUCCUGACAGGGAAACGUGCUGCUUGUGUCCUCAGGCAAGACACUUAACCUCAAUUGCCAGUCUCUCCACACACGUAGAGAGGCGAGAUUGUGCUGAUCUUGGCUGCAGAAAAAAAAAUUGGUCUCGUGGGUUUUAACUGUUUCUAUAUUGGUCUGAACAAAGGUAAACUAUGAUCUACGAGGAUUUUUGGGCAGUAUUUGUUUUUUACCUGUUUGUAAAAAUGGAACAAGUGGGAAGUGAGAAAGUGAAUUUUAUUGAAUUUUUUCUCAUCAUUCUCAGUGCCUUUCAUUGCAAAUUGUUUUCACUUGCGAAACUACGACACCCAUACUGUAAUUCGGGCGAUACACAAUACAGUGCGCCACCAAGCGUUUGCCAUGGACGGUCCAUUUUUACAAGUUUACGUUCGACAAAACGCGGCCCAUUUGAAUGAGUGUCAGUAUACAACUUGAACUAAUUUGUAAGUGAUUGGGGCAUACCAUUCUGCCGCCUUACAAAAAAAUCACCAUAAAAAGAAAAGAAAACAGUAGACACACGGUAUACCUGACACAUUCGCUUUCGAAACUACUGACUGGAAUAACUAACAAUUUCAAAUGUCCCGCGCUGUGAAUUCGUCGACCAUCUCCCACAAUGCAGUGGGAAAACUGAACUCUCUGUGGCAAUCUCUUGUCGGCGCACUGCAUUGUGAUUCAGCCGAACUAUAAUUUUUGUAAAACUAGUCUCAUGUGCGCGCGAUAUAUUGUGGAACCAAAAGCCGAUGGUAUUCAACAAAAAUGUCAAUACUUUUGGGGUCACAUUUCAAUCGCUGCUUGUAAACGCUUUUUUUUUCUUUUUUGGUGUGAAUUGUACAUGCGAUAUUUUUAAUUAUACCAAAGCUAAUAUUUUGUCAUGACUUUUUUCAUAAAUGCUCUAUGAUAUUUUUUUUUCUAAUAACAAAUCUAUAGGAAUUAACAUUUUUUUAUUCUGUUUUUUUUUUUAUUUCUGUUUUGAUUUUCUUUCUUUUGGUUUAUUUUGUGUUCUUAAUGUUGUGUGUGUGCUCAGAGGGAUAUUUCUCGUAAAAUUUCUUAAAAAAAAUAGUGAUAUACUUAUUUAGACCCAUAUAAAGAAUGCGCACAAAAAUUUCACUGAUUUGUACAUUUUGUGUAAAGGGAGCCACAAUUACAGUCCUUUUCUAUUGUUUACAUCAUAUUGAACAUGCACACAUUAGCUUAAACAUGACAUUAACAGUGGUACUAUGUAUACAACAUAUACAAUGUAUACAACGUAUACAAUGUAUACAAUGUAUACAACGUACAUGUACAGUAAAUUUUAAACCAACCAAAUGUUUGACACAAUGGAUAGUUGCCAUUCACUAAAAAAAAAUGCAUAAUUCGAACUUCCUGGAAUGCGAUCGAGUAAAAGGUGCUUCUUAUAAUUUGUAAAUUCAAUCAUUUUGCUGAUUUUGGCAAAAUAAAACUAGAAAGCAGAUCGGAAAAUAAGUUCCGUGUAACCGAUCGGGAAAACAUUUAAAACAGAUUUUUGGUUCAUUUUGUACUCAAACUUGUAAACGCCACAUCUACAUCAGUCAGCCAUGCUUAUAUCUAAAUUUCUCGUUUUAUUUAAGAGUAAAAUUAGUAGAAUUAUUUGAUAUUGUUCACAAACUGUUUUUUAUUCUAUAAAGAUGUUUGGAUUUCCAGUAUUACAGUUUUGUUCUGUAUUUACACAGUUGUAAAUAAGUAUUUAUUGUCUUUAUUCACAAGUUAUUACAAAAAAGAGAACAAAAUGUACAUAGAUCAAUUGUAGAAAUUAAUUUUUUAAAAACCCAACCAAAUCAGUUGUCGAUAGUAGUCUGUGCAUUAUGGGAAAGUCGGGUGUACAUGUACGUGUAGAAUAAGUGUAGUUUACAAGUUUGUAAAUUAAAGAUUUUGUUAUCUCCAAAAUUCAUCAUAGUUUGUGUAUUUAUGGCUCUUUCAGUAUAGAAGUGGUAUAAUUUGUCAAUAGAGACCCUUUCCAAAGAUUUUUCUCGGGUAACCGUAGACUUAAACUUUUGUCCACGGCAACAAAACUGUACAAAAGAUAUGGUUGCAUUUGUUUCUUACCUCUUGAUUGAUUAGUCUAUCUUUAAAAAAAAUGACAUUUUUUGAUCCGGUUUGAGUUUAUUGAGAGGAAAUUUUGACUCGGUUAUAAAAAUCAGUGUAGAUAUGAACAUGUACAAAAUAUAUAAUUUGUUUGGUGACAUC